CACCGGACGGGUGUAUUAAAUGUGCAUCAAAGCAGGCGGGCGGGCAGGGGCCACUGGACGGGUACAAAUGUUACUGGGUCGGGGAGAGACUGGGAAGUUCGAGCUUAACUGCGCGGGAGGGAGGGUUUAACCAUUAACCUCCAGUAACCAUUAAAGGCAUCUGUGCGGUACAUAAGGCGUGCGCACCGGCGUCCACGCCUCAGCCUGAACGCGUUACCGAGAGGCGGAGGAGACACUCAUCACGCCGGUUAGUCCGCGUCUCCUCUUCGGACUGCUGACACAAGAAAAGGUGACUGUCCACUCUGCUUGGAUGUGCCGUGCUUUUCUGAAACCCGUAAUUCUAUCUUCAUACUGCAGGCCUUUAAAUAUCUCUCCCUUAAAUACCUGCCAGGAGCCACGCGGUGUAAGGUGAGACAUUUCCAGACCGGUACACUGACCAGUCUGACAUUAUCAGUGGACCCAGAGCGGGACCAGUCUGCACUGCAGUCCGGCAAGAGACUUCUGAUUUCGUUUUUUUCCUUUAACUUCUACUUUACUUUGAAGGACUGUUUAUAAGGGACUGGAGGGGGAUUUCUGUGGUGAGUCCCCAAGCCUUUAUUUUUCCUUUCUCUACUGUUUUGAAACAGUAUGCUUUCUUCUUUUUGUUGUCGGCCUACCCUAAGCACCCUGCAGUGAAUGGAGAACAUACUGGUUCUGCUCCCGAAGCACCGACAGGAACACGGGCUCUGCAGACGCACAGCUGCAUAUGCCUUGCUGCAGGUUUUUUCCUACAGAGCAGUUUUCUCCUGGUCUUCAAUAGCGACCCAAACUCCCUCUAAGCCUCUUUAAUGGGAUAAAUCAAUUGAACUGAUCAGGUUUAAAACCAGAUCAGGUGGCCAAUUCCAUUCAAACUUCCCCAAAACUAUAAGGCCAAAGGCGAGGGUACCAUUUCUUUUUCAAGCCCAUUGUCUUCAAAAGGCUUCCGCAUGGUACUUUGGUCGAAAGAACAAGACAAAGUCCCCGACAUCGACAUGUCCUCUGGGGCCAUUGAGGAGAAGAAAGAGGGAGGCCCCCUAACCCCAGCCUUCCUCAACUCCAACAGCACUGUCCACCCGGUGAUCCUCACCAAGGGCUCAGAGGACGUGAGCCCGGGCACCGGGGUCGAGUUUGAGCUCACAGAGGUCACAGAUUUCAAUGAAAGGGCUGGUGAGAACGGAGAGAAUGAGGAGAGGUCCGAGAUUGUUGUGGCCUUGGACUGUCGGGCCAAUGCCAAAGGACAGAGGGAGGAGGAUGCUCUCUUGGAGAACGCAAGCCAGAGUAACGGGAGUGACGACACCAGCACCGACCACAGCCCAGAGCCACCCGUGCCCCUGAAAGAGACCUCCUUCACCAUUGGCCUCCAGGUGGUGUUCCCUUUCCUGCUGGCCGGGUUUGGGACAGUGGCAGCUGGAAUGGUGCUCGACAUUGUCCAGCACUGGACGGUGUUUACGAAGGUGUCGGAGGUGUUCAUCCUCGUUCCUGCACUGCUGGGACUCAAAGGCAACCUGGAGAUGACGCUGGCAUCGAGACUUUCCACAGCGGCUAAUAUUGGUCAGAUGGACACAGCCAAGGACAUGUGGAAGAUGAUCAUGGGGAACUUGGCCCUCAUCCAGGUCCAGGCUACAGUGGUGGGGUUCCUUGCCUCCAUAGCUGCUGUGAUCUUCGGCUGGAUCCCAGAAGGAAACUUCCGGAUGGGUCACGCAGUCCUGCUCUGUGCCUCCAGUGUGGCCACGGCCUUCAUCGCCUCUCUGCUGCUAGGGCUCAUCAUGAUCGGCGUGAUCAUUGCGGCCAGGAAAGUGGGCAUUAAUCCGGACAACGUGGCCACGCCCAUCGCUGCUAGCCUUGGUGACCUGAUCACCCUGUCCCUGCUGGCAGGCAUCUCGACAGGACUGUACAAGGAACUAGAGAACGACUACGCCAACCCGCUGGUGUGUGCCGUGUUUGUGGCGAUGUGCCCCCUAUGGGUGCUCAUAGCCAGGAGGAUCCCAUCCACUAGAGAGCUCCUCUACUCCGGCUGGGAGCCAGUCAUCAUCGCCAUGGCGAUCAGCAGUGUUGGUGGUUUGAUCCUCGACAAGACAGUCACCAACCCAAACUUUGCUGGCAUGGCUGUCUUCACCCCCGUCAUCAACGGUGUGGGAGGUAACCUGGUCGCAGUACAGGCCAGCAGAAUCUCCACCUACCUGCACAUGAACGGUCUACCCAUGGGGGAUCCAAACCACACCCCCAGGAAAUGCCCCACACCUUGCACCUCCUUCUUCGGCUCCUCUGUGAACUCUCGUUCAUCGCGUGUGCUGUUCCUCCUGGUCGCCCCGGGUCACCUUGUCUUCCUGUACACCAUCAACUCCCUGAGGGGGGGGCACACCACCCUGACACCCGUCUUUAUUACCUUCUACAUGGGUGCUGCACUGCUUCAGGUGAUAAUCCUUCUCUACCUGGCAGACUGGAUGGUCCACUGGAUGUGGGGCAGAGGCAUGGACCCCGACAACUUCUCCAUCCCCUACCUGACCGCUCUGGGUGACCUGCUGGGGACUGGCUUCCUCGCCCUCUGCUUCCACAUGCGCUGGUUCAUCGGGGACAGAGACUCUAACCUAGGCAACUGAAUGCAAUGCACCUACACGCACGACAAAGAAGAGGAUAACACACUCUACUGUUGCGCACACACGGACGAUGGCAAACAUCACCUGUAUGCCUGAAUGCUAUCUGAAAGUAGACAACCUCUACAACAAAGGGCUAAUCUCCUGUAGGGCUCCGAUUGAAGGUAUGGUGAUUUUAUAGCGCAGUAGCAUCCUACUUCAGGAUAUCUGGACACUGUUCACUGGAGCAGCAGCCCAGAGUUCAGACAGUGUGUGAGUCUUAACAUCGGAGACGCAAAUAUCUCCGCCUCAAACACUGAACAAAACCCCAACGGAUCCAGUCCAACAGGACUCAUUACUUCUCCUCCUCUAUGUUUCCUAACAACUGAGUCCUAAUACUUCUGACAAUGAUUGUUACUAUAAGUAAAAACUGAUAAAUGUUGUAUGUGCAGGGCCUGUCUUCAUUAUUUUCAAUGGGGAUGUUAGCUCUUUGGUUUUUAAAGAAAGACGUUUUAACACUUGAAACAAAGACAAAAGUCAGCAAAAAAUAUAUCCAAACAAGCCUUGAAUUACUUAAUCACCAAGUGCUUUGUCAUGUAUUCAGAAUGAAUGCAGAACUAAUGUGUCUAACUUUUGAUUGAGUAGAAUUCAUCUUGCUUUUCUCUGUUCUACCUUCUGAAAGUUUUAUCAGAGGGGAUUUGACCACAACAUCAAAAAAGUUAAGGAUUUAUGAUUUACAAUUUGUGAACUCACUUCCUCUCAAUUAAGGGCUUGUUAAUCAGACCAAAACAGAAUACAACAAACUCUUAGCACAGGCGCUGCAAAAACGGUUUAACCUGAAGACUUGUAUCGUCAAAUCACUGCCUGUUACUUUAUUUUUUAUUUUUUUUGGUUUGUGUGUAAAUUCAUACAAACACCUGUAUGUAAUUCCUCAAGUUUCCUGAAAGUCCUCGAGGACCAACAUGAUGCCAUGUCUUGACUCUUAAGUAAGAUUCUUCUUAGUUUAAGGGAACACACACAGAGACAAUUAUUCUGAGUGUUUGUGAAUAAAAUAGCCCGUAUGUGUCAGUACACCCCGCACAUAAAGACACAAACCUCACUAUUUGUUACAGCUCACAUUGUGUCAGGAUGCUCAAAAGGUUAGCAAGUCUCAUUUUGCUUGAGCUGCUUUUACGAGAUAUUAGCACCAAUCCGCAUGUCUGAAACCAUCUGCCUACUCUUUACAGGCUACUGGUUGUAUUUGUUAUGUUGCCCAAGCCAGGCGUACAGUAAGUGACAAGAGAUUCUCAACACGUUGCAGAAAACUGGAAAACAACCUGCAGAGCUCAGCCAACUGAGCGUAUUGUUACAGAUUGAAAGAGUGCAGUUGCUCUAGGCAGGAUAUGCUCGCUCAGGUUCAGCUGGUAGAGUCUGAUGCCAGAUGAGAGCUAAUGAUUGAUGACAUUUUUUUGUUGGAUAAUUGAUUUCUUUGAGGAUUUAAAGUUCAACAAAGUAUUAAGAUGAAGCUGGAGCAGGGAAACAAAAAGACAGGCCAACAAAGUUGUUUGAGGUUAGCUAACAGCUGGAUCACGGUGGCUACUGGAAUUUCUGGGAGACCUUUCUGAUAGGUUCAAGUUGGAACCAGUUUUAACCAGUUUUCAUUAAAUCCAUUUUACAGUAGUUAGACCAAGUAGUCCGCUGGACACAAGGUAUUCCAUGAGUGCUGAUAUAAAGAAGAGCAUCACUGGGACUUUUCACAAUGUGUAUCACUCCACCUUAGCCAGGUCUUCUGCAUACUGUAAACUAACAUUACAGCAGAGUUUGUCCUGCUUAAUCUAGCUGCUCCCUCUUACUCACAAAACAGACUCUUACUGCAUGAUUCAUUCAAACAUACAAAUACAUGUUAUUCAAACUAGGUAGCCGCUCUGUGCUAAACACAAACAAAGUAGUAAGAGUACAGAACAAUGUUUGGGUUGCUUGGCAACAGGUCAGUGUCCGUUAAGACGCAGAACUAGAUGAAUUGGUAGAGCAAAAAUAUAUUUUCUGUAGUUGUUUAAUAGUUUUUUUUCUAUGUUCUGGUUGUACAACUCUUGAAUAAAGGCAAUAUCACACUUGAGGUUGAGAUAUUGUACUGCACAUCAGCACGUCUGUGAUUCUCUUCGGCCUUGUGCUUACAACCGAAUCAAAGCAGCGCUGUUAUUCAGUCCAACACCUCUGUCUCUUUUGUGAUUCUUAAAAUUAACCUUGAUCAGUAGCAUAAAGUCUCGACUGUGCGGACCCUGUAGCAGAGUCCAACAUCCUAAAACAGAUGUAGCUAUCAGAGUUAAUUUUUUUGUGUCCCACCAUGCCCGUUUUUGUCAGAGACUCGCUAUCGCUAGCCGCUACCUGCUAGCUUGCGAGUUUCCAAGUUGCUAACAAAUUCACACUGCGGACCAGUUGCAAAAAAAAAUCUCAAAAGUGCUGACCACAUGGGGGCUUAAAUCAUAGAAUAUGUGGACUUCUGCAUCUAAUUUUACACAUCUCAUCCUUUGUUCCUGUCUUGUCAUCGUCAAACGCGACAUUUUAACUCGUACUAACCUCUGUUCAGAUAGAAACCUGAGCUUUUUGUAAUGAAUGUUUGACUGGUAAAUGUUAAAUCAAAGGGGAAUAAAUCUGAGACACAUGGGUUAAACAUUAGAUCAUGCCUCCUCCACCCACACACCAUGCUCUGUCUUUGAGACUGACCAGAGCUGACCUUUUCUUUGAGUUAAAGAGAAUAUUGGAAAAGGAGGUUGUGUGCCAUUUUGACAGGCUUUACACUUAUGAAGUACAGGUGUUGGCCCUGAGCAGAGACUUAGAAGAAAACCUGCAUGUGAUGCUGUUUAAGGGGCCAGCAGAAUGCAUGUGCAGGGCACAUAAUGUGAAUGUGCAAAACUUGAUUAUUUUACCUGUUAAAAAUCUUUCUUUUUGAUCUGACUGAUUUUUUUAAAUGUGUUUAUUAUGUAAAAAAAAAAAAAAGAUUUUCUUUUCCUUUGCUAUUCCUUUCCAUAAUCUUUUGAAAUCUUCACCAUUUUUGUGUCAUGAAAUGCAGCAAACAAACAAACCAACCGAAAAGAUGAAGGACUUUUUAAUGCUGAACAACACACAAAGUACUGUAAUCUGCAAAACAGACACCAGAGGGCACUGCAGGGAUUCUCCUUUCUCUUCGAGCAUCUCUUUGUCCUCUGGAUUCAAACACACAGCCACCCACACAGGGGGACAUUUAUUUUGUCUUCCUCUAAACGACACAUCCCUCCAUCGUUUCACUCUGUCCGUGUCCUCCUGCGCCAGCGUUCUGCCUCCGUGUCAAUGGAUAGUUGUGAAUACUUCUAUAAGGGGGCACAUAAUGCUUUGUCUAUUUAUUUUUAUAAGCACACAAAGCAAAUUGUAAAUACUAUAUUUAUUCUUUAAAUAAGGUUGUUUAUUUUGUCAUUUCAUUUUUGCUCUGUUUCUUUGCCUCCAUGUUGAUGGUGUUUUUCUCAUCUCCGUUUUUUUUUUUUUUUUUCUCGUUCUUUGGCGCCUGCUGCCAUAGAAAUUUGGGCUAAUAGUACAGUGCCUAAUGCCAGUCUUUAGAUACACACACGCACGCACACACACACGUCUCACACAUGGAUAGUAUACUUGUAAAACAUCGAAAGGCCUUAACCUGUCAGAGCCAAGCUCACCUCAGAGUAACCAAUCAGGAGUAAUGUUUCCCCACAGAGUAGCAACUCUUUAAGUAGCUUUGAUUAAUAUGAUAUAAGAUGUACAGUAAAUUGAUUGUAAUGUGUAAGUAAUAGAAUUUAUAUGAUGCAGGAGUGGGGAGAAGGUCUGAUGUCUGUUUUUAGCCUGUGGUCACAAGAAUCUGCAAACAUGAGGUCUUAGAGGCUGAACCCCCCUCCCCGCCCCCUUAUGUAAGGUCUUAUCCAAUAAUAAUACUACUAGUAAACCUGAAAAAAACUGCAACAUGACAAAAAUGAUUCCUGUCCUUUCCCACUGUAAAAACAGCCUUUAAGAACCCUCACGCCUUCUGCUUUCUUAACUUCAGUGCUUCAAACUCUGUAAACUCAGAGACCCACACUGACCAUCAGCCAACCAGUCUCUCUACAUCAACACCGAGCCUGAGUCUGAACUCUAAAUUCCACCUGUCCAACUCAGCUCUGCUGCCUCUUGGAAAGAAAUGUAAUAUCAUGUCUUACUGGAGCGGAGUUCUUUGUGUUCUCUGUGGAGAUUCUUGUAAAAGCCCUUCACCUGUGAGGACUUCUCCCUGCAGGACUUUGUAAAAUUGCUGGAAAUAAAGAAGUAUAUGGGUCAAAAUCAC
This is a messenger RNA of Labrus bergylta (ballan wrasse), 6888 nucleotides long. RefSeq names its product solute carrier family 41 member 1 (gene slc41a1). Gene Ontology annotation, molecular function: monoatomic cation transmembrane transporter activity. The record is from RefSeq and is a predicted model, not a curated record. Gene Ontology annotation, cellular component: plasma membrane. Gene Ontology annotation, biological process: monoatomic cation transport. NCBI's taxonomy places the organism in Eukaryota, Metazoa, Chordata, Actinopteri, Labriformes, Labridae.